Molecule: messenger RNA, 2184 nt
Organism: Priceomyces carsonii
Lineage: Eukaryota; Fungi; Ascomycota; Pichiomycetes; Serinales; Debaryomycetaceae
Exons: 1
Coding region: 1-2184 (727 amino acids)
Biological process (GO): mitophagy; endosome organization; aggrephagy
Cellular component (GO): amphisome; aggresome
Molecular function (GO): protein kinase C binding; zinc ion binding; K63-linked polyubiquitin modification-dependent protein binding
Source: RefSeq, a predicted model, not a curated record
AUGGAUUCUAAGACUAGGAUCAUCACUAUUAGGGCCUCUUACAAGAACGACAAUUCAAGCUCCAAAGAGUUGCAAGAAAAAACUAUUGCAAUUGAUCAUGACCAAUUUAGGGAUGUGAAAGAUAAGGAUACGUUUAUCAGGUUACUUAAGCACUAUGAUAUGAAGUUCCCGGAAGACAUAUCUAUGAUUAAACUCAUUAGAAAAUCAAAGAAGAACAAAAACUAUAUUCCCUUAGAGUCCGAAAAGGAUUUCAAAUCGUUAGCUAGAAGUUUAAAGGUGAAGAAUCAUAUUAAACUAAUAAUCGUUGAUAAGACUUUAAAUGAAUCGAAACCUAAUUUUCUGAAUAGUACAAUACGGAAGAAGGCUAUUGAUUUUUCAAGUUUAGGUGAUGCUUUAAUUGAAGUAGCCAUCGAUCAUUUCAAGGACAUUAUAUUCGAUUUCAAGAGACCAGAUAUCAAAGAGGAAGGAACCCUGCAAGAAGAGCACUCUAUUGGUCACCAGGACUCUACUGAUGAUACUGUUCAUGUAAAUGUUUGUUGUGAUAGAUGUCAUCCCAAUGAUUUCGUCCCAAUUCGUGGAGUUAGGUAUAGUUGUUUGGUUUGUCCUGAUUUUGAUUUAUGUGAGUCUUGUGAACGUGAACUUCACAAAACUGGCCAAGAUUUCCACAGUCAUUCUUUAAAUCAUCCUCUAGCCAAAAUCAUAAGAGAAAGUCCAAGCUUUAAUAGAUCAAAGUUUGAAAGAUUUCAGGGAUCUACUCCAACUGCACCCCCUUGCUAUCAUUCUUCAGAUGACAUUAUCUUGGCGGAUAUACCUCUCAGAGACUACAACCCUGAAAAUAAAGUUUUAAUUGAACAAUUAAUCAAUAAUUCUGGAUUUAAGUCUUUUGCUGAAAAUGUCCAACAUUAUUUAAAGACUUCAGAAAGAUAUGUCACAUUGACUUCUUUGUUGAAAGAUAGCAACUUAAAUGAAGAUGAGGCUUUUGAUCUUUUGAAAUCUUUUGUGAUCAAUGGUAUUUCGAAGAAGGAUAGUGUGCAAAGUUUAAACUCUUGUGAUGAUGCAACACCACUUUCCAGCGAAAACACCUUUGCACUCACUAUAAAAAAUAUGUCUCCAAAUGUUAUUGAAGGGAAUAACUUAAAAUUUGAAUUUGUGGAUGGUGAUCAGAAUGAUGUCUUUAUUGUAAAGAAUUCAGAGCCGAUCUACCCUGGAAAGCAGAAUACUUAUGAUAUCACUUCUAUGAAACCCAAACUCCAACAAUCAAGCCUUCCAAAGACUUUGAGAGUAUCGAAUGUGGAUUCGGAUGUUAGUUUGGUUGGGCUUUAUUCUGCAGAAGCUCCCUCUUAUUUGGAGCUUUAUAAGGUUUUAGAUACAACUGAGGAACCACUCAUGACGAGUCCGAAAGAAGAGACUGAACAAGUAUUCACUGAUGAUGAUAAAGUGAUUGUUACUUUAGUUCCAAAGUCACCUUCUUUGGCCCAGAUUAUGAUUUCUAAUAGGUCGAGUAAAAAGAUCGAUUGUUCGGACUUGACUUUGGAGGUCUUAAACUGCUUUGAAGAUAGUGUUCUGAGUGUACUUGUUCAUAAGAAGCAUGGCAUCUUACCUGGUAAGGUUUCUAAAUUUAACAUUUCUUUAAGUAAUUACCAUUUAAAAUAUCCGUUCAAGAUCGUGAUGAAGAAUGGUUCUACAGAGGGUAGAUGCAAAUUAAGCAUGAAUGAAUUAAGUGGUAGAUUUAAAUUCUCAAAUCAAGGUUCAAAUGGAACUAAUGAUGAAUACAAUCUCGAAUUUCGCCCAUCUGAAUACAUGCUAACCAAUGAGACGUCAUCAUCUACUGAAGGUGUCGAUGAUGAUGAUGAUGAACAGCUAGGUGAGUGUGAUGCACCAGGUCAACAAAGUUCUAUGAAUAACUUAUUUUCAUCAACUACACGGACGUCCGAUGUAGCUUCAGGCGCAGGGUCUUUGCAUUCGAUGGUUUUGCCUGCUUUACCCAGAGAAUCGGUCACAAACUCGAGGCUUUCAACUUCUGAGUAUAUUGAUGCUACAACAUCUAUUCAUGGAAAUAACUUGGAGGAUGAAAUUGAAGAUGAUUAUGAUAUAAUCAGUGCAGAGGGUGAUGCUGAAGACAAAGAAACUAUUGAUUCUGAUUUCGAGGUUUUGUCGCCUGUUAAUUCUAAUAGUCAAGGAUAA